AUGGAUGCAAAGCUAAAGCCUAUUCUCUCAAAAUUGAAUGAUAUUUCAAAUGUUAAAAGUAGCAGGGCUACUUCACAACAAGGGGGAGAAGGCAGAGUAUUUUCAAAAGUCAAUAUCAACAAUCCUUACCAAACCGCUCCAAUGGAAAAGAAUAGUGACACAAUUCAUCCGGAGAAGACACAUUGGAAGGAAAAAGUGAAGGAUUUGAAAGAAAAGAAAACUGACCAAAAGGAAAAGGAAGAUGAAUUGAAUCCCAAACUAACAAAGGAACAACAAGCCGAACAAGCGAAACGUGAUGCGUUGCUGGAUGAGAUCAAUACCACAAAUGCGAAGAUUAAUUCAAUGGAAGCUGAAAAGAAGAAUGUUGAAGCAAUUCUUGUGAACAAGAAAGCGUUGUUUCCUCCGUGGUCAUUUGAAUGA
Messenger RNA from Lactuca saligna, 420 nucleotides. NCBI's taxonomy places the organism in Eukaryota, Viridiplantae, Streptophyta, Magnoliopsida, Asterales, Asteraceae. The record is from the annotation of a GenBank genome assembly.